UUGCACAAAAUGUAGCCGACAGCGGACAGACAAACAGUAAUAUAAUAUUAUAAGUAUUAAAAUAUAGUAUAACAUUAUUAAAGUACAUUAGUAUUUUAUUUUGAAAACACAAAUAAGUGUACGUUUUAAAAAAAUUUGCUUUUACUUUUAUUUGUUUAUUAUAUUUAUGCGCCAUGCCUGUUAAACAACUCUCAUCUGCAACUAUAAAAUUAAUUAGUAGUACUCAGGUAAUUACAUCAGCAUCGUCAGUGGUCAAAGAGUUAUUGGAAAACGCAAUUGAUGCCCAAUCUACAGUCAUCGAUAUACGUAUAGAAAAUUAUGGAUUGGACAAAAUUGAAAUUAGAGAUAAUGGUGUUGGAAUUUCAUGUGAAGAUGUUCAUGUUAUGUGCUUAAGAGGGUAUACGUCAAAAAUAUCAGAUGUAUCUGAUUUAGAAAAAUUAUCUUCAUAUGGAUUUCGGGGUGAAGCUUUGAGUUCUAUUUGCGCAGUAGCAGAUGUAAGUGUGAUAACAAAGACAGAUCAAGACAAAUAUGCUAAUCUGUAUACUAUGGAUAAAAAUGGUCAUGUUAUAAAAAGUUCAAUAAGUCAUCAUCAAAAAGGAACAGUUAUUAAAAUAGUUGACCUUUUCAAAAAAUUACCUGUUCGAAAACAGAUGUAUAGCUCAAAGAAACAUUGCGUUAAUGAUUUACGUAAAAUAGAAAAUGUCGUUAAGGCAUUGGCUGCAAUACAACCAAAUCUUCGUGUAUCCUUGGUUCACAACAAAUCGGUUUUGUGGCAAAUGACAGCUGUCAAUGAUUUGAUUCUAGCAUUUGGGCAAAUAUGGUCAUCCAUAAUGACUAAAUGUUUUAAGCAUUUAACAUUUUUGAAUAAUAGAAUAAAAAUCGAAAUGAUUCUACCUAUUCAAAAUAUCGAUGUUCAAAAUACUUUUCUUACUACAACUCUUGCUGAUGCAAUCUAUUUGUAUGUCAAUAAGAGACCUGUCAGAGAUAAUAAAAUUGAAAAACUAAUCGUAGGUGAGCUGACCAAUUAUUUUGGUCAUUAUUUACCAACUGGAAAGUAUUUACCUUGUCUUGUAUCUAUAAACGUGCCGGCUGAAGACAUUGAUGUCAAUCUGGAACCCGAUAAGUCAAGACUAUUCUUUCAUAAUCAGGAGGAUAUACUGAUUAGUAUAAAAAAUUGUAUUGUCCAGCAUUACUAUGAUAACACGCCAGUAAACGACCCAUCAGAUCAAAAUAAAAAUAUAUUAAAAUCAAAUAAACGAAAAAUUUCUUCUGAUUCAGAGGAUGUUGAAGUUAAAAAAUCUACAGCGUAUUACAAUGAGCCUAAUCAAUUGAGUCUCGAUUCCAGUCAUAAUAAUAGUAGUAUCAACCCUUGUACUUUUAAGGCUGCACAACUUGAACUCGAUUCCUUAAAUCAAAUAUCUCAGAUCGACAAAUCGCUUAAACCAAAUGCGGAAUCUACUAAAAUUAUGAAUGAUAAUUUGUGUAUAUUUGACCCAGACAUAGAUAAAUCAAAUUAUAAAAUAAGUCGGGAAUCUUCAACUAGAGAAUUCUCCAAAUCAACUUUAAAGUCAGAAAUUGAAAACUCACAAUUAGUAAAAGACUUAAGUUUAGAAGAAAUUGAUUUUGAAGAACCAUUUACUUUGGUUGAAGAAAAUGAUAGUAAAAUAACACAUUCUGAAAGUAAUGAAUCUUUAAUCAACAGUAACAUUGAUCAGUAUAAACAAAGGAUAAUGAAUAUAGGAAUAACUAAAUCUCAUCCAGCCAUACAACAACAUGAUACUAGUGAUUCAAGUGUUGAUUUCCAUGUGAAAAAUGUAACAUUAUCACAAUGGAGUAAAGGGAAUGUAUUAUUUAAUGGAAAACCGGUUAAGUGUGGAGUUUCUGUAAUAACUGAUACAUUGCCAUCUGACAAAUCAUUAGAGAAUAAAAAUGACAUUUCAUCAUCGAAUGUAGUUGAAUGUACUCAGAUUUCAAAAGAAAUAAGUGAAACUGGACGUGAAAAUCUUAGUGAAACAGUUCAAAGUGGUAGUCAAAUGGGUCAUAAGGAAAUGUCUGGAUUUACAAUAUUUGCCAAGAAAAUGAGAAUAAAAAUUCUCGAAGAAAACCCUGGUCUGGAUUUUGUUAAAGUAAGUAAAGAACUUGCUAAAUCAUGGGCAUCGUUGAGUGUUGAAGAGAAAGAAAAUUAUAAAACUUUUAGAAAUAAACAAAAAGAGAAAGCUCUUGUAAAUUGUAUAAAUAAUUCAAAUUUGGAUUGUACAAAGCAUAAUUCAAACUACGACGAAGACAACAGCAGUAUUAAAAUUGCACCACUAUUUCGUAUGGUUGCUGUACCAGAUGAACAAGUCCCAGGUCUUGACCACUUAGUGAGUCGACCACAAUCAUGGGUACCCCAACCUAGAUCGAAACGACCAAUACAAGAAACUGCACGUGUAAAUCUCAGUGAAACGAUUCAAAGUGUUAGUAGUCAAAUGGGAAAUAGAGAAAUGUCAGGAUUUACACUAUUUGCCAAGAAAAUGAGAUUAAAAAUUCUCAAUGAAAACCCUGGAUUGGAUUUUAUUAAAGUAAGUAAAGAGCUUGCGAAAUCAUGGGCAUCAUUGAGUGUUGAAGAGAAAGAACAUUAUAAAACUAAUGCAAAUAAACAAAAAAAGAAAGCUCUUGUAAAAGUUGAUGAAAUAAAACCACAAAAUAAAGACUUCAAAUUCUUAUUUAAAAAUCUCAAAAGACAUUCUACUUUAGUAAAUGUAGAACUAUCAGAAAUUAAAGAACGCCUAUUGAAAAAACCAAAAACACCAUUUUCCGAUUAUACCCUAAUCGGUCAGAUUGAUGAAAAUUGUUGGAUAUGCCGUAUCCGCAACAAAAUUGAAGCAUUAAAUAUUUGUCGCCUUCAAGAAGCCGUUGUAUUUAGGAAAAAAUUGGCUAUGGAUUCGAUACCGUUAAAAAUGCUCGACCAACCUAUUAUAAUUGAUAAAAAUUUUUUAGGAGAAAAAAAUUAUCAGUUUUUGAUGGACUUGGAUACAUCUUAUGAACCGUCUACCGACACAUAUACUGUGAUUGAUGAUCGAAUAACUAAAAAUGGAUUUGUUGUUGUUUCAAAAUUUUAUGGAGAUAAAAAAUAUCCUAUUUUAAAAAUAACCGACGUUGCAUUACACAUAUCGAUAUAUGGUCUUGAAGAAUUCAAACAGAUUAUAGAACUAAUGCAAACACAACAAUCAAAUUGUCUACACAUUUGUCGUCCGUUGAAAGUUGUCAACUAUCUUAGGAGUGAAACCGUAAGAUUUUGUAAAACAUCUGGCCUCCCAAAAUCCAAUAAAGAAAUCAAUGAUUUAUUGGUUUUUUGGUUUAAACACGAAGAGUCAUUUUCUCAAAAUAUUUGUGUUCAUUAUGAUAAUGUAUUUACGUCGAUACACAAACUAACAGAAUUUUCUGAUCUAUCAGAUGCAAUUUUGUAAUUUUUCUAACAUGCUUGUA
Adelges cooleyi (spruce gall adelgid) is the source of this 3468-nucleotide messenger RNA. Its product is annotated as PMS1 protein homolog 1-like. Gene Ontology annotation, biological process: mismatch repair. The record is from RefSeq and is a predicted model, not a curated record. Gene Ontology annotation, cellular component: MutLalpha complex. NCBI's taxonomy places the organism in Eukaryota, Metazoa, Arthropoda, Insecta, Hemiptera, Adelgidae. Bases 174 to 3449 code for a protein of 1091 amino acids. The transcript is spliced from 16 exons. Gene Ontology annotation, molecular function: ATP binding; ATP-dependent DNA damage sensor activity; mismatched DNA binding.